GACAAACUGUACACUUCUGAGGUCCUAUCAAUCAGGCAUUAGCUCUCUGCGUCAUAUCCCUGCCUAUUCCGUUUGCUCCCCCCUAUUGCUUUGUGCGGCGCUGGCCUCCUCGGAUCAAAACCCUCUCCAGCCCCAUGUAGCCAACUCUGCUUUGAGCAGACUGCUUUCCUUGUGUCUUAUCCAAUGCCCGCCCCAUCGUUGCUCCACCUCGCGCGAAAGGCCUGCAUAAAGAUUAUAAAAAGAAUCGACGAUAUCGGUUUGGCCCGCUAUGAUCUUAUCAGACCAAUCCUCCAAAAAAUGGAGAACCCGGAGCAGCUGCGUGAGCUUGAACUCAAGUCGCCGCAUCUCCUCGAACAUGAUGCAGAGUUAUGGAUUGAGUUUAUCAAACGCGAUGUUCCCGGAUUCGAUGAACUCAUCCUUCCCGAGAACCCUGAUAAUUGGUACGACGUUUAUCAUGAGCUUCUAGAGAAAACCGCCAGGGAAGUAGAUAAAGAUGCAGAGCGCAUGAAGCUUGCGCUACUUGGCCUCGAUUCCAAAAAGGCCGAACAUGCCUCUAAAGUGGUGGAUACGCGGAAAAUGCGGCUUCCCAAGGAGAAACCAACCGCAAUUCAACGGCAUGCUUUUCUUGACAGGAAAAUGGGUGGUAUUUCUCCUGUCUUUGCCCAAGGAGCUGUGAAGCCAUCUGGAGGUCGUGGGACCACCCCGUAUGAUCAAUCCCCGCGGUGGAAAUUUGAGGGCCCCAAGGCGCCACGGCCAGCUCCAAAGAAGUCAGCACUGCCCUUCGCAAAAAGAAACCAGCGCCUAUGCAUCCCCACACAUCGUCUAAAUAGCAACGCUUCCCAGGUUGUGAACGCUCCCCGGUCGCUAAUUGAGGAUUACAAGCGACCUAUUGAGCAAAAUAUCCCGCGACCAAAGACGAGAGACCCACGCUCCCCUUCUACAAUUACAGCAGCAACACAAUCACCAACACCAACGAAAACAACAAUAAUUAGCAACCUCGGCCUCAGGCCCGGUUCCCUCGAUCAAGGAUCAAAGCAGUCAAAAAUCCUCUGUCCGUCCCCAUCCUCGCCUACCACCCCAUCUCGCACCUCAGGAGUACGCAAGCAGAGUUCGCUAGUUUCCAAAAAUGGGAAACGUGAGGAGACGUCUGUUUCUGCCACUUCGCCAAUAGCCGUUAGGAUGGCAGAUGGCAGUGAACCCGGCGAUGAUAGCCAUACCUCAACGGCCAAGACGUCCCAGACCAGCGCCGAGUCCAGGUUAUCUCGCCCCGCUGUGAGAAAACGACCGGUUUCGGAAUACGUGCUUGUCAAGCCUAAAAAGAGACGACUGUUAUAG
Molecule: messenger RNA, 1335 nt
Organism: Histoplasma capsulatum G186AR
Lineage: Eukaryota; Fungi; Ascomycota; Eurotiomycetes; Onygenales; Ajellomycetaceae
Exons: 3
Coding region: 184-1335 (383 amino acids)
Biological process (GO): transcription elongation by RNA polymerase II
Cellular component (GO): nucleus; elongin complex
Source: RefSeq, a predicted model, not a curated record